This is a messenger RNA of Clonostachys rhizophaga, 810 nucleotides long. Lineage: Eukaryota; Fungi; Ascomycota; Sordariomycetes; Hypocreales; Bionectriaceae. The record is from the annotation of a GenBank genome assembly.
AUGGGGAACCCAAACAUACCGAUCCUCACGAUCCCUGCCAGAACAGAAACGCACACCCACACGGUGGUGUUUCUCCAUGGCCGUGGUGACAAUACGAAGAAUUUCACAUUCUCCCUCUCUCUGUGGCGCGAUACACAAGGCCACACAAUAUUCGAUCGAUUCCCUUCGUUCCGCUGGGUUUUUCCCCAGGCGCCCACCCGCGAAGCUACCAGCUGUUCCGGAGCAUGGCCUCCGCAGUGGUUCGACGUCUGGAACGUGCGCGACUUUGCUGACAGGGAAGACGUCCAGACUGAGGGGCUCAAGCAAGUCGUCCCUGUCAUCCGCAAUAUCAUUAGGGACGAGGCUGCAGCACUGGGAGGUGACUGGACGCGUGUGAUACUGGCAGGAAUCAGCAUGGGCGCUGCGACGGGCGUGCACACCCUUUUCAACUUGAAAAUACCAGCCGAAGGAGGAGGUAGGCUCGGCGCUUUCUUGGGAUUCUCUUGCCGUUGUCCGUUUGCUGGAAGAGACCUGGCUGGCAUGCGCAAUGUUCUGGAUCUGGACGAUGUGCCCGAGAAUGACACGGCGGUAGCGAAUACGCCAGUCUUGCUCGAGCACUGCGCCAAUGAUCCCUUGGUACUGGUGCAGAACGGCCAGCUCAUGCGGGACAUUCUGAGAGGGUUUGGGGCUCAAGUUGAGUGGAAAGAAUACUCCGCUGGUGGACAUUGGUUCCAAUCACCAAAUGGCGUGGAAGACAUGGCUGCAUUUCUACACCAACAUGUCUUGGGUACCAAGUCGCCGAACCAUUCCGGUCCAAUGGAUUUAUCUUGA